Entelurus aequoreus (snake pipefish) is the source of this 2389-nucleotide messenger RNA. RefSeq names its product class I histocompatibility antigen, F10 alpha chain-like. Lineage: Eukaryota; Metazoa; Chordata; Actinopteri; Syngnathiformes; Syngnathidae. Gene Ontology annotation, biological process: immune response. Bases 411 to 1820 code for a protein of 469 amino acids. The record is from RefSeq and is a predicted model, not a curated record. Gene Ontology annotation, cellular component: external side of plasma membrane. The transcript has 5 exons.
AUUUUUUUAAUUUUAUUUUUUUAAUUUCUUGUUCGGCCCGGUACCAAUCGAUCCACGGACCGGUGGUUGGGGACCACUGAUGUAGAGCACGGCUGUCAAAGCCAAGACCCGGGUGUAAUGAUAGUGUUUGACCACAUGGUGGUAGUAAGAGUCUACAAUUGACUAGGAACCAAUAUAUAGUAUGUGUCAGGUAGGACUCUUUAGAGAGGAACACACCUUGUAUGCACGAGUGUUGAAGUAGCGUUGGUGAUAUGUGAUCGUGAUUAAAAGACACUUCUACAAGUCAUCCAACGAUGUGUUAUUUAAAACAAGAACAUAACAUGGUACCAGGAGUAAACGAAGAGUGAAGUGGUGUAUUGUGGAAAGCGACAUGGAUUUGAAGCCACCUGAAAAGCUGAAGCUGAGUGGAAAUGUCGACAUCAAUUGGCGCACCUUCAAGCUCUGUGGGUCGCAGCACAAGCCAAGGCAGUGUCCAGCAUUUGAAGCGUCUGCCUCACACUUUUCCCCCACGUUCAGCACUUUGGCCACAGCCAGUCAAUGGCAUUAAAAGUGACAACAUCUUUUUGUUUCGUGCUGACAUCAUGGACUUGUUUUUAUUCUUUCUUCUGGUCGUGCAAAUGCACAGCGUGACGCCUGUGAUUCACACGCUGCGGUAUUUCGAAACUGCAUCCUCUCAAGUUCCAAACUUCCCAGAGUUUGUGAUUGUUGGUUAUGUUGAUGGAGUUGAGAUUAGUUACUAUGACAGCAACAUCAGGAAAGCAGAAUCCAAACAGGACUGGAUGAACAAAAUCACAGCAGAGGAUCCAAAAUACUGGCAGAUAGAAACAGAGAACAGUGUUCGUAAUGAGUUUAAUAACAAACACAACCUUGAAGUUCUUAAGAAGCGUUUCAACCAAACUGGAGGUGUUCACAUUGUCCAGUGGAUGUCAGGAUGUGAAUGGAAUGAUGAGACUGAUGAGGUUACAGGUUGGCAGCAGCAAGGUUAUGAUGGAGAAGAUUACAUAUCGUUGGACAUGAAGACAUGGACAUGGACUGCAGCAAAACCACAAGCUUUCCCCGACAAACUCCAGUGGGACCAGAACAUAUUUCUACUAGACAACGCUAAGUAUUAUUUCACUGAGGAAUGUCCUUCUUACUUGAAGAAGUAUGUGAACAAUGGGAAGAAGGUCCUAAUGAGAACAGAGCUUCCAGAGGUGUUCCUCCUCCAGAAGACGCCAUCCUCUCCAGUCACCUGCAUGGCGACAGGUUUCUACCCCGACCUCGCCGACCUGUUUUGGAGGAAAGACGGCGAGCAGAUGUUCGAAGACGUGGAGCACGGAGAGCUGCUCCCCAACCAUGACGGAACCUUCCAGAUGUCGGUGGAGCUGAAAGUGGAGGUGACGGCCGAGGUGGAGGGCAAGUACGAAUGUGUGUUCCAGCUGUCUGGCGUCAAGGAGGACCUGGUCACCAAGCUGGAGAGAAGAAGCAUCCUGAGCAACGCAAGCCAUGAAGGUGAGAAAGACACAUUUAGUUGGAGAUGUUUCCCAUCACAAGUCCACCUGUCACCAUUAUUGAUCCAUGUCACCAUGACAACGCUUGACGUCUGCAUGCAAAGUAGUCAUGAAGGUUUCCUCUUCAUGCUUUGUCACUCCACUUGUGCUUUUUUGCUCUCCACAGACAACUUGAGCGUCGCCCUCGCUGCCACGGCGGCGGUCGUCGCUGUGGCGGCCGUCCUGGCGGCCAUCAUCAUGGUCAUGGUCAGGCGUCACAGAAACAGACAAGGUGAGGGACACCAAUGUCCUCCGUCUUCUUCUUCUUCUUCUUCUCGGUCCAGGCCGUGAGUUGAUGCUUUCAUCCGGGCUGCAUGUUUUAGUUGCCUUCCAGCCAAACACUCAAAGAUCCACAGAGACAGAGCGCACACUCUCACAUAGAAACACGUGAGGAAAAAGUCCAUUUCACCUUGUUUCCCUUUCAUUUCAGCCCAGUACGAUCCAGCUCGUAAGUAAAACAUCUUUUCUUUGAGCCGCAAGAAACAAAGCCGUGGUGAAGCGUCACUCACAUGGAGGUCUGAUGUGGACCUUUGUUACAAGUUUAGCCUGAAAAUCCCAACUUGGGCUGACUCCUUCACAAUAAAAGAGCCUCCUGUGAGCACACGCAAUACAAAGUGUGGCAUAUCUCACGUUUGACAUGAGUCCUCAUGAUGAGGAUCAGCCAAAUGAGACCUCAAGUGUGCUGACUCAUCAAGAAGGUAUCCUAGUCAGGAAGUAGAAGAGCAGCACUCUGCUUCUUCAUGUUUCCAAGUCACACCUCAAAGAUCUGAUGUGAGUGACGAGGCACCUUCUGGAUGUUCUUCCUUCACCGUUUGCGUUUGUCCCGCAGCUCGCCACGGCGGCGUGGAGCUCUCCGAGAG